AUGAACCAUCUCAGUAACAGCAUCUUCCUCGGUUUGGUCAACUGUCCAAGCUUAGCAAGACCAUCUAUCCGCUCUCGAGGGAGACAGAUUCGAUACCUUGGGACAUCCGAUACCAGCGAUCGGACUCAGAAACUCAUCCACCAGAAAUAUGCCGAGAAGAUUAACGAAAAAUUGAAAGAGAAGGGGUUACGUGAUUUGGAGGAACUGAAGAAGAUCAACCAGGAUAAAAUCCAAGCUGAACGAAUCCAACAACGCAAACUUUACGAUGAAUUGAUCAAGAAGGCUCGUCAGAAGCUCAAUCCAGACACAGAUCGAACGACAGAAACUCGGACAUCUCCGAUCGCCAAGUCGAAGCAAUACUCGUCGCCUAUCAAGCCACUAGACAGCAUCAUCGAUCUGAACAAGAUAGCCACCCAGUCGCCGAGCGAGAUCAGGAAGCUCUGGACGGCCUACCAUCUCUCGAAAUCCGACCCUCCCAAACUGGGCGCCGUGAUCCCCUGUGCAACGUACCAAGAGAUGCUCCAGGCUGCAAGGAAAUAUCCCAGCUUCGUGGUCCCUUUGGCCAAGUCUUCUGCAGUGGACUCUUCUGAGCAAGCAAAGCCGGCCGACGUUCCUUACGAAAUGCAAUAUCUGCAAUGGGAUUUCGUCAAGCAGCCUGCACCAGAACCUCGGCUCCCGGACUUCCUAAGUAAAACCCCGCACUGGACCCAGACAACGCCCUCGACAAUCCCGGCAACGAUCGUAAUGUACACCCCGCUGGGCGAAUAUAAGCUGAGACAGACGUUUGCCCAGCCGACGUUGAUCUUGACCCAUUACACCGACCUGGCUGAGAGUCAUGGAAUCGUGUUGAUGAGAGGCGAUAUCACGCCCCACUCUAAUGGAAGCCCAAAAAUCACUGCCAUCGAGGCACAAAUGCUCGUCUUAAGGUUACAACAAUUCUAUCAUGCAACUCCAUCUGCUAAUCAAGACCAAUCUGUUCACCUGAAACGAAGACUCUUACUUGAAUCAUUUCAUGAACAACCUGAUCGAUUUCAAUUGUCUGAGUUACUACAACUAGUCAACGACUUAUAAAUAAAUAAAUAGUGGUCAUUAGCCUACUCACCAAAAGACAGGGAGUAAUGUUGCCCCGAAAAGGAUGUCUUGGUACUACUUUGAGCUUAAGGAAAUGAAUGAGGCUGAUUUUCAAGUG
Molecule: messenger RNA, 1189 nt
Organism: Puccinia graminis f. sp. tritici CRL 75-36-700-3
Lineage: Eukaryota; Fungi; Basidiomycota; Pucciniomycetes; Pucciniales; Pucciniaceae
Exons: 5
Coding region: 1-1071 (356 amino acids)
Biological process (GO): mitochondrial proton-transporting ATP synthase complex assembly
Cellular component (GO): mitochondrion
Source: RefSeq, a predicted model, not a curated record